Messenger RNA from Racocetra persica, 558 nucleotides. The record is from the annotation of a GenBank genome assembly. NCBI's taxonomy places the organism in Eukaryota, Fungi, Glomeromycota, Glomeromycetes, Diversisporales, Gigasporaceae.
AUGACACGUACCAAUGCUACUUCAGCGUGUUUUUUUUGUAAAAAAAGACACCAAAAAUGUUUAAGACUUUCUGAGGGAAGUCUUUGUACAAAUUGUCAAAAACAUAACCAUGAAUGUAUUCCCGUUCCAGGGAACAAACGUGGACCAAAGCCACGCGGACUUAGAUCUAGGUCUGCCAAUUUCCAACCUUAUCCCUCUUAUGGAACUAUUCAAAAUACAUUUGUUAAUCAAGAUGAAUCAACGCAAAACAAUCCUAAUUUUAGUUAUUCACACGAACAAAAUUCAUUUUCUAGCGAUUCCGCUCUCAAUAUUAACCCUUUUGAGAUUAGCAUUAAUCAAUUUCCCUUAUUUUCAUCGCCUUCAUCCUCUUACAUUCACGAUGAAGAGACAACAUCCUCCUUUUUCGAAAUUCAGUUUCAUUCUCAUAAUAAUACCAUUACUACUACUUACAACGUUAACCCUUAUGGGACUGUUGAUACAUUUCACAAUACGUUCCCUUUUAUUCACAAUGAGCAAACGCCAAAUCAUGAACAAACAUCUUCUUUCAUUAACAAAUAA